AUGAGCAGUGGAUCAGGAUCAGGAUCAGGCAGGUUGCCAUCAUUGAGUAGUGGUAGUGGUAGUGGUAGUGGCAGUGGUGCUGGUAAACCAUCUUUGAAGUUCAAACCUAAGGCUGUUGCGAGAAGGACUAAGGAGGAGAGAGACGCUAGUGCUCCGAAGGUAAAUGAAGAGGCUAACUCUCAUAAUAAUGAUAAGAAGAAGCCUGGUAUGAAUCGUAAGCCUGGAGGUCAACAGCAGAGGAGAGUUCCUAAGUAUCUUGCAAACACUCAUGUUAUUACCAGUGGUCCGUUGGCAGCUGGUAAUUUUACAGGUGGUGGUAAAGAUAUGAUGAGGAGAAAUUUUGCAAAGUCUGAUACCUAUGCUAAUUCUAUGAAUAAAGGUGACGACGAAGAUGCAUUGGUUAGUGGUAUCAAUAAGAUUAACAUGGGUAAGGAAUAUUCUAUAAAGAACAGCAGUGAGAGCGAUUCCACUGAGGAAAGUUCAGAAAAUGAAGGGUUCGCCAACAGUAUGGGUGAAUUGUUCCCAAUCACUCCAUUGCGUAUUAAACAUGAAGAUGUCGAUGGAUUACAGAGAGAAAUUACUACUGAGACGUUGCAUGAAGAGCCAGCUCCAGUUCCAACUCCUGUCGCAGAAGAAACUCCUGCUGUUGAAAAAUCUGUCAAGAUAGAAACAGAUGCAACCGGGUUGAAUGAAACACUAGAGGCAAGAGAAACGUUGCUAAAGGAAAAACUUAAAUUGAAAUCCAAACACGUUGAAUUAGAACCAUCAGAUCCUAUGGGUUUACAGAGCGAAAAUAAGACAAUGAAUGACGAUUACGAAUAUAUCAGCAACAAACUAGUGUCACUGGAAAAGGAUGCCUAUAAAUAUUUAUUGUUCCAAUUACCACCAAAGUUGCCUAUGUUUACAGAUGAAACUGAAACCAAAAGUGAAGAGACUGAAGGACAAGAUGUAGAGAUGAAGGAACAAGAAGAAGCAAAUGAAGAUGAGGAAGUAGAAGGAGAAGAAAAAACUACUGAAGCAAAGACUAGUGAAGAAAAAUCUACCAAACCAGCAAAACCUGAAAUAAUAAAACUGGAAACGUCCAAUCCAACAGGUAAAAUUGGUUUCGUCAGAAUACACAGAUCUGGUAAGAUGACAGUUAAGAUAGGGAAAGUAGUUAUGGAUAUCGGCAAAUCAGCAGAAGCUACAUUCUUACAAGAACUAGUCGCUCUCGAUGAUUCAGAAGAGUCUCCAUCGGUAAGAGUAUUGGGUCAAGUUGAAGGAAGAGUCGUCGUCACCCCAAAACUAGAACUCUAG
Vanderwaltozyma polyspora DSM 70294 is the source of this 1296-nucleotide messenger RNA. RefSeq names its product DNA-directed RNA polymerase III subunit C53 (gene RPC53). The transcript has a single exon. Bases 1 to 1296 code for a protein of 431 amino acids. The record is from RefSeq and is a predicted model, not a curated record. Gene Ontology annotation, biological process: transcription by RNA polymerase III. Gene Ontology annotation, cellular component: RNA polymerase III complex. Gene Ontology annotation, molecular function: DNA binding. NCBI's taxonomy places the organism in Eukaryota, Fungi, Ascomycota, Saccharomycetes, Saccharomycetales, Saccharomycetaceae.